AUGAAUAUUACAUAUCCCCCCCUCUUCGGGAACUAUAUCAGGAUCUUGGAUAUCAAUGUUAAAGAAGGAAAUUCUGAGCCUAUCGGCAACUUCAGGGUUGUGCCUCUUGACGACCCUCCAGAAUACACCGCUAUUUCCUACUGCUGGGACAAUUCAGCAGACAUAGCGAGAAUUGAGUUUCACAAUGGCGACUCCCUCCCUCUUAGCCAGACGCUACUAGAUCUUUUUAUCUCUUUAAUGAAGAAAUCCUCAAAGUUCACUGUCUGGAUCGACGCCAUUUGCAUCAACCAGCAAGACACAGUGGAGAAGGAAUUCCAAGUCCCCCUCAUGGGAAAGAUCUAUUCUCGCUCUGCGGAAGUCUUGGUUUGGCUAGGCAAAAGUGAUGAUGUUACCAAAAAUGCAUUCCGUUUCAUGAAACGAGACGAGAAUGAAAUCGAGACAAGACCAGAACUUUGGUCAAAUCAACCUCUUUUUACGAUAAAUUUCGGAUUUCAAAGAGUGUGGGUUAUUCAAGAGGUUGCUGCCGGGAAGAACAUCCAGGUGGUUUGUGGUGAGGACUGUGUAGAUCUGAGCCACUUUUCAGAUGGCGUUUCUGCUAUUUGGAACUCAUUUGUUGGCUUCGGUCGCUAUCAAGACGAUCAUCCAGCCAUUCUUGGGUUUUGGUGUGUUACCAGGAUGCUUGAUAUACGAGAAGAAUACCAGAAGAAGGCGUAUGAGGGAGAAAGUGGGGUAUGCUAUGAGACUCUCCUUCAGGCUGCAUAUCAUUGCCAAGCGACAAGGACCUGCGACAAAGUCUUUGCUUUUCACGGUAUUGCGGAUAAACGACCAGUACCAAAAGCGAAUUACAGAAUCACUGAAGAGCAAGUUUUCAUUGCUACAGCCGAAGCACUCCUUUGCAAUGGGGACUCCCUUGAUCUUCUAGCCCUUUCUUGGAUGGGCUAUAUGCGGCAGCAUUCCAACAUACCGACUUGGGCCCCUGAUCUUCGAUGUCAUGCCUACGAUGAGCCACUUGUUCUUUGCGAUAGCGCAGGCUGGGAUGCAGGCGGAUGCUUGAAAACAUCACCAAAAAUCGAUACUGAGUCAUCGCGUCGGCUUCGACUUCAUGUCAAGCCAAUCGAUACAAUACACGUUAUCUGCCCUCCGUUCGCUUCUUGGGUUGUAAAGCAGCAGCGAGAAGCAGUCAAAUCUGUCCUGGCACUCAGAACACGACUAGCAGGCAACCUUUCCAUGGAGGCCUGGAUGGAUAGAUUAGCUGAGUCUCUCAUAAUGGGUCUCGAUAUCGACGACAACCGGCUGAGAGUCGGUAUGCCUGGAUGGGAUGAGCUCCGCCGGCAUUUCGAUGAGUGGCUACGGUGGGUACAGUCGAGCUCGCGACAAAAGGAUCUUCACAAAAUUGAGUCUAAUAAGUACCACCGCAUAAUAAGGCCCCGUAUAGACACAAUGAAGGCAUUCGCAACCAGCCAAGGCAUCUUCGGCAUUGGGCCAGAACCUAUCAUGAAAGGGGAUGUUGUGUGUACCGUUCCGGGCUGCCGAGUACCGCUUGUACUGCGGCUUGACCCAUUGUCUGCUGAUGAAGAGAUGAUAUCGCCUUCAGUGCAGACAUGGGCUCUUGUCAGCUGGUGCUAUGUCGAUGGAUUAAUGUUUGGCGAGGCUAAAGACCUAGAUAAUCCGGUUGUAGAUAUGCUGUUGAGGUGA
Molecule: messenger RNA, 1695 nt
Organism: Fusarium musae
Lineage: Eukaryota; Fungi; Ascomycota; Sordariomycetes; Hypocreales; Nectriaceae
Exons: 2
Coding region: 1-1695 (564 amino acids)
Source: RefSeq, a predicted model, not a curated record